Messenger RNA from Cuscuta epithymum, 892 nucleotides. The record is from the annotation of a GenBank genome assembly. NCBI's taxonomy places the organism in Eukaryota, Viridiplantae, Streptophyta, Magnoliopsida, Solanales, Convolvulaceae.
GCUCACUGAUAACCAAGGUAAUAUGACCGGCACGCAGCACUCCGUAUUACCAAACCAAGGGUAAUCUGACUUCGUCGGCCACUUUACCGAGGGAGGUGUGCAGUGGAGCAAGGGCGGCCAUGGGGCCCGGUCCCGUGGGAAACCUGCUAAGCUUCGAAUCCACCUUCUCUGAGCUCCAAACCGCCAUCAAUGGCGGAAAUCAGCGAACUUCCCAUCAGCUGACUCCUCAUGUUGCGUUGGCAGAUCUGUGCGGCCGGUGGAGGCUUGAGCCGGACGACUUCAGGAUGAGUGACCAGUGUUGGGUCGCUGACGACGAUCGACGGUACGGUGGCUCAGAUGGUGGUCGGUGGAACUGGAUGCUAACUACGAGCGGCUCUGUCCCAGGCGGGUGCUUUACCAGAAAAUGGAAUGACGAGGCCCAGAGCACUGCAGCAAGCUCGUCUGGUGCAGGCUUACAACAGGGGUUUCAUGGCGAUGGCUCUGGCGGCUCCGGCGACCUCGAAACAGAUCUGGAAAAAAUCCAGAUUUGGGCUUCCCAGAUUCGCAACUUCCCCGAUUCUUCUUCCCCUCCUCAGAAUCAAUUUUUUCUUUUAUUUUUGCUGAAAUUAGUAGCUUUUUCGUAUGAAUCUUUCCGGUAGAAACUCAAGAACAGUAGAAUACAUGAAUCUUUUUGGACAGAUUCCCACAGACGGCGCCAGUGUUGAGUUUAAUCCAACACGAUAUAGUAGAUAUAUGUAUGAACACUCAGUUUUUACGUGGAAACCCGAAAGGGAGAAAACCACGGGACUUUUUAGGCUAAUGUCCAAGCCCUCUCAUUCUCAUUAGGACUCUCCUCACCAUUACAUCGUACAAGUAUUGAAGCUCCCAUUAAUGGAGUUCUAUCUAAUCUAGA